AUGGAGGAGGAAACCUCGGUAAAAAACCUGAUGGCGGGGCCCUGUAGGGGCCACAGUUUCUCCGCUGACAGCGGUGGAGAAAGGAGGACGGGCUCGGCGUGUACUCACACUACCACCGAGCAGGCAGGGGGACGUAGUCUCCCUGUCAACCGUCGGCAUAUCGUAAUCCCGAGAAGAGCGCUGUGGUUAAGUCUCGCGGCUCUGAUCGGGGGCGAGGGUCUUGGCUUAACCGCCCGGACCGCGAGGAAGAUAACCUCUCUAAAAAAUUCCCCGAAUCCCGUGUUCUGGUGCGUGGCCAGGGGAUGCAUGGCUGAUGGGAAGUUCAGUCGCGAGCGCACUCCAAGCCGAGGUACCUGCGGACCCCUCGGUUGGGUUAAAAACUUACGCUUGCCCGGGUAA
Arctia plantaginis is the source of this 399-nucleotide messenger RNA. NCBI's taxonomy places the organism in Eukaryota, Metazoa, Arthropoda, Insecta, Lepidoptera, Erebidae. The record is from the annotation of a GenBank genome assembly.